AUGCGUCUUAAUUCUGGAAGUGGCGUUCAUAAUUUAGUGGAAAUAAAAAAUUUCUCUUAUUGGCUUCUUAAAGUAGGGGAUGGUGACAUUGGAGAUAGUGUUGAUGGAGAAUCUCUCAUAGCAAUUCCACCUGAAUUAUUGAUUGGGGAAUCUGAAGAUCCACUCUCGGAUAUGGUUGAUUUUGUGUACCCGAAUAUCUUGGAUCAUAUUUUAGAUCCUGCUUUCUUCAAAGAACGUGCAAUUUUAACUCCUAGAUUGGAAGAUGUUUCCAUCUUAAACGAGCGCCUAAAGUCUUUGAUUCCAGGAGAGGAAAAAACAUAUUUGAGUUCAGAUAAUGUGCUGAAGCAGGAUGCUAAUUCUCAACUUGAGGACAACGCAUUCUCACCUGAUAUUUUAAAUACCUUCUCAUGCUCGGGUCUUCCUGAACAUAAAUUAACUCUGAAGGUUAAUGUGCCAGUUAUGCUGUUGAGAAAUAUUGAUCAGUCAAGAGGUUUAUACAAUGGCACAAGACUGCUCAUUUCAAGAUUGGGUAGUCAUGUUGUUGAGGCAUCUGUUCUUACAGGUAGCAAUAUAGGUGAGAGUGUUUUGAUCCCUAGAAUGACGAUGAGCCCAUCCAAUCAUACAUUUCCUGUAUAUUUUCAAAGAAGACAAUUCCCUUUGACUGUUUCAUUUGUCAUGACUAUCAACAAGAGUCAAGGACAAUCUCUUUCUCAUGUUGGCAUUUAUCUCCCUAGACCUGUCUUCACUCAUGGACAAUUAUGUGUGGUACUAUCUAGAGUAAAGAGCAAACAGGGAUUGAAGAUAUUGAUACUUGAUGAUAAUGGUUGUGUUACAGAGAACACCUUUAACAUUGUCUACAAGGAAGUAUUUCAGAAAUUGGUGUAG
Messenger RNA from Gastrolobium bilobum, 885 nucleotides. RefSeq lists its product as uncharacterized. The transcript has a single exon. The coding region runs from base 1 to 885 and encodes 294 amino acids. The record is from RefSeq and is a predicted model, not a curated record. NCBI's taxonomy places the organism in Eukaryota, Viridiplantae, Streptophyta, Magnoliopsida, Fabales, Fabaceae.